Pseudopipra pipra is the source of this 2056-nucleotide messenger RNA. RefSeq names its product cholecystokinin A receptor (gene CCKAR). Gene Ontology annotation, biological process: neuropeptide signaling pathway. The transcript has 6 exons. Gene Ontology annotation, molecular function: cholecystokinin receptor activity; neuropeptide receptor activity. The coding region runs from base 164 to 1453 and encodes 429 amino acids. The record is from RefSeq and is a predicted model, not a curated record. NCBI's taxonomy places the organism in Eukaryota, Metazoa, Chordata, Aves, Passeriformes, Pipridae. Gene Ontology annotation, cellular component: plasma membrane.
GCCUUCGCCGCCGCACCGCCCGUUACCCGGCAACGGCGGCGGCGGGCGCGCUCCCGCGGCCGCGGCCGGGCGGGAAGCGGCACCGCGCUGAAAGGUUCCCCGCCGCCGACGUGUCACCGUUAAGGGGAAGGAAAAACGCAAGCUAAUCUGUGGAUACUGAAGAAUGGAAAUAGUUGAUGCAAGCUUCCUUGGGAACAAUACCAACAUUACUGCUUUCCUGUGCAAUAUCAUCUUGGAAAAUGACACUUUUUACUGUGUGGAUGAUCCACCUUAUCCUUCUAAAGAUUUCCAUCAGAUAAUUCGAAUUCUGCUGUAUUGUUUGAUAUUCUUACUCAGCGUUUUGGGGAACAUUCUGGUAAUUACAGUGCUGAUAAGAAAUAAGCGGAUGAGAACAGUCACCAACACGUUUCUGCUGUCACUAGCAGUCAGCGACCUGAUGCUCUGCCUUUUCUGCAUGCCUUUCACCCUCAUUCCCAACCUGCUGAAAGAUUUUAUUUUCGGUAGUGCUGUUUGCAAAACUGCCACUUAUUUCAUGGGUGUCUCUGUAAGUGUAUCUACAUUCAACCUGGUUGCCAUAUCUUUGGAGAGAUACAGUGCCAUUUGCAAACCGCUGCAGUCCAGGGUCUGGCAGACAAAAUCUCAUGCCUUGAGAGUGAUUGCUGCUACCUGGUGUGUCUCCUUCACUAUCAUGUCACCAUACCCAAUCUACAGCAAACUGGUACCUUUCACCAAGUAUACCAACACCACAGCAAAUAUGUGCCGGCUCAUUUGGCCAAGUGAUGUCAUUCAGCAGUCUUGGUACACUUUUCUGCUACUCACACUCUUUCUUAUUCCUGGAAUUAUAAUGAUGGUUGCAUAUGGCCUAAUUUCUUUGGAACUCUAUAGAGGAAUAAAAUUUGAUGCCAGCCAGAGAAAAUCUUCACGAGAAAGAAAAAUAAGUACCUGCAGUGCCAAAUACGAGGAUGGAGAUGGAUGCUACCUCAACAAAAGCAAAAGGAAAAGGAAAAUGCCAUUGAAACAGCUCUCUGCUAUGAGCCACAGCAAGAUAGAGAGGGUGAGAAGCAGCAGCUCUUCUGCCAACUUAAUGGCCAAGAAACUCGUGAUCCGUAUGUUGAUGGUGAUAGUGGUUUUGUUUUUCAUUUGCUGGACUCCCAUCUUCAGUGUCAAUGCCUGGCGCGCGUUCGACACCGCUUCAGCAGACCAGCGUCUCUCAGGGGCUCCCAUCUCCUUCAUACACUUGUUGUCCUACACUUCUGCUUGUGUGAACCCCAUCAUAUACUGCUUCAUGAACAAGCGUUUCCGCAUGGGCUUUGUAGCCACUUUCACCUGCUGUGCAAAGCAAAGGCCCCCCGCCACACGGGGAGAGGCUGGUGAUGAGGAGGAGGGGAAGACGACAGGGGCUUCACUCUCCAAAAGUUCUUACACGCACGUGACUGUGUCUGCACCACCCUGAGCUGUGUCAGAGGAGGCAACAAGCGGCCUAUCAUCUGGUGUUGGAGAGUGACUGUGGCAUCAGCUGAACAUGAUUUAGUUCUGAGUUAAUGAACUUCAGUUGACAGUAAACACAGUGAGAAUUCUAUGGGAAAUGGAAGCUAUCACCAUCUGAGUGUUAGAUCACUUUCCCUUCAAAAGUACAAAGGAGGAAGAGAGCUGUGAAGAUAAAGGACUUUGUAAAAAGCCUUAGAAGAUGCUCUGUUUGCCAUAAAUUUCAUUGUAAAAAUUGAUGUCCUUUACGUCAACAAUUUUGCUCAGUGUUCAGCUGGAAUUCUGAGUAUCUCCUAAAAUUUCCAAGAUGCUAAUAGAUUCUUCUCAAACAUGAAUACAUGUAUUGCAGUCUUCACUUCACUAGCUAUGCAUUAUAACCAAAAAAUCUUUCUGUUAUAUUUGUAGUAUAUUUUCACAUUAUUUUAGCUGAGCUAAUACAUGUUGAGAUAAUUUUGGCAUCACGCUCACAGAAGUUCUGGGGUGAGGAGCAUGGGCUUGUCCAUGUGAAAAUAAUACUUUUAUGUAAAAUAAUUUUUUUUAAUAAAAUGAAAAUAAAAGAAUAUAAAUAUUG